Schistosoma mattheei is the source of this 1497-nucleotide messenger RNA. Lineage: Eukaryota; Metazoa; Platyhelminthes; Trematoda; Strigeidida; Schistosomatidae. The record is from the annotation of a GenBank genome assembly.
CUGCUGGUCUGUACUAGCUCAUCACUAAUAUAUUGGUGCCAUUGAAACAUUCAGCCUCAAUUUAUAGCGCUCAUGGUCAACUAAAGGGAUAGUACCAGACUUCACAAGUGGCAUCCAUUGUAGAAACUAGAACAAAAGUCCAUGUUUAUUAUCUGUGAAUAUAUAUAGUACCGAUUACUCCGUGUUUAGUUUCUCUCUCCACUCGGUCAACUUAUUUGGUGGACAGGAUUUAUUGUUGAUGAGGACUUUAUUGAAUCUGACCUUCACGAAGUUCACAAAAAGAUAGUUCCUUUCCCAUACUCUCCAAAACCUACGUCUUAGAAUAAGCUGGUACUUCGGUUAUUCAAAAUACUUCGACCUUGUACUCUAAGUAUUCUGAAUUAGACAUAUUUCUACUGGGUCAUUAUGUAUGGUACUUUUUCACCUCAGAUCGUACUACUCAGACGACUACACAUUCACAAUAAACCUACCUUCUUAUAAUGAACCGACUUUGGGCUUAUAAUUUGGUGACCGGUUGUCGAUCACUUCAUGUUUCUUUACCUCACAACACCAUGUCAUAUACGAAGGAACCGAAACCACUCCCUUGGAGUGAUGAUAAAAAAAUCCACUUGGAUGGGCUAAACGUCUAUUCCGAAUGCAAGAACCUCAACAAUUGCUCAACCAAUCGAAGGAACCUCCUUUACUGCAUAUGAUCUGUCGGCUAAAGCCUAUGAAGGGAGUUAUUCACUACCAGAGAGCCAUCCUUGAAAAAUAUGGUCUUGGAAAGGACACAAAAAAUCACAACUGGGUAGUCGUUAAGAAUACUCCAUCAGUCAACCGAGAUUUAUACGAGAUAAAACAUCUUAUUCGGAUACAGCCUGUUAUUUUCGAGAACGGGUUACCAACUGAAUCUGAUUUACUUGCCUGUAGACUGCUUCCAGAUGGCAGAUUUUUCAGACAUCGGGGUCUUUCUGUUGAUUCUCAGUUAUUGGAUUCUUCAGAACCGAACCAAACAAACCUAUCGGUGUACAAUCCUAAUCGACCUUAUGAUUUAAAAGCUUUAUUACAUUCUAAUGAAGAAAAUUUCAGAUAUCUAAGCAGUGCAUACCUAAGAAGGUGGCACAACAAAAGAUGGGCCAAUCAUGACUUCUUCAAGGAGUUUUUCACUUCACACUACAAAUACAAACUUAAUCAAGAUGGAAAUGAAUAUCGUUAUAGUGGUCUUUCGCGAUUAGACAAAGCAAUAACUCAUUCACUUGAGUCUAGAAGAAACCCCGAUGGAACUCUUAAGCAGCCAAACUGCAAUCGUUUUGAUGCUGAUUGGAAUACUUAUCCUUGGUCAAGAUAUUAAAAUUUAAACCUGUUGGUUUAGGAUUUUCUUGCCAUGAUCGUUUCGAGCUGUGUACAAGUAUUUGAUAUAUUUAAGAAUAAAAUCCAGUCAACUAUCACCUUUGACUUCAAUAAUGUUACUCCAUAAUUAUUCUGCAAACUUAUAGCUUAUAUUAUUAUAGUAUUUCA